Messenger RNA from Populus euphratica (Euphrates poplar), 884 nucleotides. Its product is annotated as transcription factor BTF3 homolog 4-like. The record is from RefSeq and is a predicted model, not a curated record. The coding region runs from base 134 to 601 and encodes 155 amino acids. The transcript is spliced from 5 exons. Lineage: Eukaryota; Viridiplantae; Streptophyta; Magnoliopsida; Malpighiales; Salicaceae.
UGCGUAAGGAAACCCUGGCCAUCAUGCUAACCCCAAUCUCUCCUUCAGUUCUUUCAUCAUUUUAGCUCUGCUCGCUGCUGCUGCUAACAGUUGCCUCUCUCUUUUAUCUCUUCAAGAAAUCUAAUCUCACAAGAUGAAUAGAGAGAAGCUUAUGAAGAUGGCUGGUUCUGUUCGAACCGGUGGCAAGGGAACCAUGAGAAGAAAGAAGAAGGCAGUGCACAAGCCAUCAACAACUGAUGACAAGAAGCUGCAAAGUACUUUGAAGAGAAUUGGGGUUAAUACAAUUCCAGCUAUUGAAGAAGUGAACAUCUUCAAGGAUGAUUUGGUUAUUCAGUUUGUUAAUCCUAAAGUUCAAGCCUCUAUUCCUGCUAACACUUGGGUUAUUUCUGGCACUCCUCAAACCAGAAAACUGCAAGAUAUUCUUCCAGGAAUCAUCGACCAACUUGGGCCAGAUAACUUGGACAACCUUAGGAAGAUAGCAGAACAGUUUCAGAAGGAGAUGCCAGCUGGUGAGGCAGGUGCUGCACAAGAAGAUGAUGAUGUCCCAGAUCUUGUGGCUGGUGAGACCUUUGAAGCUGUUGCUGAAGAGGGUCAGAAGUAGUCGGGCUUUAAGUGAUCUGUUUUGGGUUUUUUUUUGUACUGGACCAACUUCUACCCAGGCUUCCCUUCUCGUUUAUGGUCUUUUUACAGUUUUGUAGCGGUUCAUGAACAGCUUGUGACAGGGAAAACAAAUAUGUUGUGAAACCAGAUGAUGUUGAUGUCUAAGAUCUUGACAAGAAAUUUUAAAUCUUUGGUCCAUGUUGUGCGUGCUCUUGUAUUCCAUUUUAGAGGGAUAUCAGAUAUCUCAAGUUUCAAGAAUAAAUUGACCAAAGUAUUGUUUCCUA